Messenger RNA from Pipra filicauda (Wire-tailed manakin), 2704 nucleotides. RefSeq names its product sulfotransferase family cytosolic 1B member 1-like. NCBI's taxonomy places the organism in Eukaryota, Metazoa, Chordata, Aves, Passeriformes, Pipridae. The record is from RefSeq and is a predicted model, not a curated record. The coding region runs from base 837 to 2570 and encodes 577 amino acids. Gene Ontology annotation, cellular component: cytoplasm. The transcript is spliced from 13 exons. Gene Ontology annotation, biological process: sulfation. Gene Ontology annotation, molecular function: sulfotransferase activity.
CUUCCCUUCUGCUUCUCCUCGAUCUCCUGCAGCAGGAGCAGCACCUGCUCCACCAUGCCAGGUCCCAGCCCUGUACAACCUGGAUCACAUCACCCAGGAUGGAGAAGUUCAGUGUACUCAGCACUUUCCUAAAAGAGGCAUCAAAGGAGCACCCCGGAGGGCAAGGAGGGAGGCACUCCUCCGCCUGCAGCACCCUUGGCCAGGUCCCAGCCAGUCUGGUCCCCAACCAGGACAAGCAGGGGCAACACAGUGCUCACAGGGCAGGGAGGGAGGGAGGCAGAUCCCACCCCAAAACUGCCCCACACCCUGGCUGCUGGCCUUUUGAACCUGCUUCCCAUCCUCCAUGUUCCUUAGCCGAGCCAGCUUUUGUUAACCAUUACCACUUGGGCGGGGCGGGAGGGUGGAGGUGCCAAGGCUCCUGGGGACCAGAGGCCUCAGAAUCUUGAUAGGUACAGCUGCAGCAGGAAUAGGGUGGUAGAGGUGUCUCUGCAGCUGUAGAACCUUGUGGCACCUAUUAAAGGGGCUGAAGCUGGGGGAGAAGCACAGACAAGUGGGAGGAGAGGUGAUUGUGGGCUCCAUUCCUUACCUGUCAUGGCUUGGGCUUAGUGCAUGGCUGGCACCACAGAUGUCAAGGUGGCAUCCUGCUGGGGAAUAGGCCAUGCCCCUGGCUCUUGCACUAGCAUUGGCAACACCUCUGCCACAUGUGAUCCAGGCUGAACUUUGCUCAGUGGGGCACUGCCCUGGGCACAGUGCUGCCACAGGAUCCAGCUAGUCCCAAGGUUGUGGAGGCUGCCAGCAGGGAGGACAGCCAACACUGUGAGGAUCCACCAUCAGCCAUGGAGCAGGAAAGUGUCAGGGAGGAGCUGGGUAUCCCCCUCUACAAGAUGUUCAUUGAGGGCUGGGCACAGGUGAAGGAUUUCCAAGCCCGUCCAGAUGACCUGCUCAUCUCCACCUACCCCAAAUCAGGCACGGCGUGGCUGGGCGAGAUUAUGGACAUGAUCUACCAAGAUGGUGAUGUGAAGAAAUGCCGAUGGGAUGCCAUCUACAACCAUGUGCCCUUCCUGGAAAUGAAGGACUCUGGGAUACCGAGUGGUGUUGAGCAGCUGGAGAACACCCCAUCCCAAUGGCUUGUAAUGACCCAUCUCCCAGUCCACCUCCUCCCACAGUCCUUCUGGGAGAAGAACUGCAAGAUUAUCUACAUGGCCUGCAACCUCAAGGAUGUUGUCAUCUCCUACUACCAGAUGACCAAGUUACACCCUGACCCUGGCACACUGGCUGAGUUCCUGGAGACCUUCCUGGCUGGCAAAGGACCCACAUCAGGAAGUGAAGAAGAUCCUGCAUUUCCUGGGCAAGGAGGUGGCAGAGGGAACAGUGGAGAGGAUCCUUCACAACACUGCCUUCCAGGCGAUGAAGAAGAACCCUCUGCUGCCCCUGCCCAGCUGCUACCUUUCCUGUCCUCACCACUCCCUCCUGGCUCGAAGGUCGCCUGUGGGAAGCAGGUAAGGAGGAGCAUUUCACCACCACAGGCACCUUUAAACACCUUUCCCAGGAGCACUUGUGCUUUGCAAUCCUGCAAACUUUGGACCCGUAUUUGCAGGGGUAUGACCAAAGCCUUAUCUCCACAUUCCACUAGCAAGCCCCACGUCUGUGUGAGGAAUCGGGGUCGUCCACUCAGAAGGAUGGCCAAUCCAGACUCCUAUCUGCGUCAGCCCUGGAGCACAGUGCAUGGCAUUCCCAUGGUCAACGCCUUCGCCCUCAACUGGGAGCGGAUCGACAGCUUCCAGAGUCGCCCUGAGGACAUUGUGGUGGUCACCUUCCCCAAGUCUGGCACCACGUGGGUCAGCGAGAUUGUGGACAUGGUCCUGAAAGGUGGUGACCCCAAAAAAUGCAAGGAGGAUAACAUCAUCAACCGGGUGCCCAUGAUGGAGUUUGCUGCCCCUGGGAAGAUGCCAGCAGGCACGGACCAGCUGGAGGUUAUGGCAUCCCCUCGCAUCAUCAAGACCCACAUCCCAGCUGACAUCUUGCCCAAAACCUUCUGGGAAAACCGCUGCAAGAUGAUCUAUGUGGGGCGCAAUGCCAAGGAUGUGGCCGUUUCCUUCUACCACUUUGACCUUAUGAACAAGUUCCACCCUCACCCCGGGACAUGGGCCCAGUACCUGGAGGAGUUCAUGGCCGGCAGAGUGGCAUAUGGCUCCUGGUACAACCACGUCAAGGGCUACUGGGAGCGGAGGAAGGAUCACCCCAUUCUCUACCUCUUCUACGAGGACAUGAAGGAGGACCUCCGCCGGGAGAUAGUCAAGGUGGCCCAGUUCCUGGGGCAUGAGCUGUCAGAGGCGGCACUGGACACCAUCACCCAACACACUUCCUUCGAGGCCAUGCGGGACAAUCCCACCACCAACUACAGCAAGCUGCCCUCCGAGAUCAUGGACCACAGCGUGUCCCCCUUCAUGCGCAAAGGCACCACCGGAGACUGGAAGAACCACUUCACCGUGGCCCAGAACGAGCGCUUUGACCAGGACUAUGCGCAGAAGAUGUCGGGCACCGACCUGCGCUUCCGCACUCAGAUCUGAGGAGACACCGCCAGACACCCCCCAAAUCCGACCCAUGCUGGUGGCACUGCUCCCACACCGGGGGCUGCUUCCCCUCCUCUGAGACUGCUGGAGAGAAAUAAAAUGUGCUUCCUGACCCCUGCAUGGGGUGCUCA